Kluyveromyces lactis is the source of this 273-nucleotide messenger RNA. RefSeq names its product Fmp16p (gene FMP16). Bases 1 to 273 code for a protein of 90 amino acids. NCBI's taxonomy places the organism in Eukaryota, Fungi, Ascomycota, Saccharomycetes, Saccharomycetales, Saccharomycetaceae. The record is from RefSeq and is a predicted model, not a curated record. The transcript has a single exon.
AUGAUCCAAUUAACCAGAGUUAUAAAGUCUUCCCCAGUUGCUACCCAAUGUUUGAGAAGAAACUUCUCAGCUUCUGUUAUGGCAGGCACUACACAGAAGUCAAAGGAUCCAGAUCAAAGGAUGUUCGAUAGAAAUAAGAAGAAGCUAGAAGAGUUGGAACACGAUUCUAAAACCGACGAUCCAAACUACAAACGUCCUAAUCUAAAAUCCUUGAAGCAGAAGGGUAAGGAUGCCCCAAUCAAACAGCAUAGAGCAGAUGACGGUGUCUAUUAA